AUGUACGCUGUGAAUGGUGUCUGCAUGCAGGGGAUGUUCGUGGCAUUAUCGACGAUGCUGUGCAUGAUUCUCUAUUGGGAGAGAAUGAUGAAUGAUGCUUUUGGGUCUGCUCGCUGUUGGAAGGGUACGGUUUUCGGAUAUCAAGGGCUGGAUUCGCUGCUCCCAGAGCUUCUUCCCGUCAGAGUCAAGGUUCUACCCAACUUCAGCAAGAUGGAUCCUGAGAUGGUAUAUCGAUUAUUUACCAACAACAAGAAUGCAACAAAGGUCUCUUCUGACUUCCUGAUGGCCCGCAUGGCCCGGUUAAGUGCAUCAUCACCGAUGAGCUUUUUUACUUUCACUAAAGCUGUUGCCGACCAGUUGAAUCUCCCGAGAAUUUUGUUAGGCACCACCAGUGCCACAUUUUCCAGCACCAUGGCAUCUGUGAAGCUUCUUCAGCAAAAUGAAGUCAUUUCAAUCACGGAUGGUCUACCAAACAUGCAUAUUCCUAAGAUUCAGCCACUCAGGAUCAAGGAUAUUCCAGACUUCAGCAUGACGGAUCCUGAUACGUGUGAGCGAUUUUGGGCCGACAUGAUCAAUGCAAUAAGGUCUGCUUUGGGUUGCAUCAUGAACACAUUUGACGAUCUUGAACCAACUGCAUUCGAAAAAGUUAGACAAGAUUGUCAUCCCAUGCCACUCUUUGCGGUUGGCCCCCUCUGUAAAUUCUCUCCAGGAUCAUCAAACAGCUUACUAACACAAGACUACAGCUGCAUGGCAUGGCUAGACAAGCAGGCGCCGCAGUCGGUCAUUUACAUCAGCUUCGGGAGCUUAGCUUCCAUAACUAAAACAGACCUAGUGGAGAUUGCUUGGGGGCUAGCCAAUAGUGACCAGCCCUUUUUGUGGGUGGUCCGGCCUGGCUCUAUCCAUGGCCAUGAUUGCAAUGAACUACUAGAAGGGUUUGAAGAGAAGACACGGGAGAGAGACCAGAUCGUGAAGUGGGCCCCACAACAAGAAGUGCUAGCCCACCCAUCAGUGGGAGGAUUUUGGACACACAAUGGUUGGAAUUCUACGUUGGAGAGCAUAUGUGAAGGGGUGCCCAUGUUAUGCUCUCCUUAUUUAUGGGACCAAAAUGUGCAUGCUAGGUAUGUGAGCCAUGUAUGGAGGGUGGGAAUGCAACUUGAGAAAGGGUUCGAUGGAAGUGAGAUUGAGUGGGCCGUAAGAAGAUUGAUGGUGGAGAUUGAAGGGAAGGAGAUGAGAGAGAGGGUAGGUGCUCUCAAGGAAAAUGCAAUGCGUUGUAUGGCGAAAGGAGGUUCUUCGUAUGAGUCAUUAGAGAGUUUGAUUGAUCUUAUUAUGUCAUUAUAA
Magnolia sinica is the source of this 1338-nucleotide messenger RNA. RefSeq names its product UDP-glycosyltransferase 76B1-like. The transcript is spliced from 5 exons. The record is from RefSeq and is a predicted model, not a curated record. NCBI's taxonomy places the organism in Eukaryota, Viridiplantae, Streptophyta, Magnoliopsida, Magnoliales, Magnoliaceae. Bases 1 to 1338 code for a protein of 445 amino acids. Gene Ontology annotation, molecular function: UDP-glycosyltransferase activity.